AUGCUAACCGGUUGCGAAAAGGACAUAUCAACUCUGAACAAAGGAGACGCCUUUGAAACUCCGAGGUAUCACCGGAAAUCCAUCAUUAAAAACACCAAACAACCUAACCUCCAGAGAAGCUCUAAAGACAAAACCCAAACUCACGAAUUGAAAUCCACCGACACAAGACCAAGCCACACACCAAAUCUAGCUGGCUCGAGCCUGAAUUCUACACCACUAGCAGCAACUAGAUCAGACGAAGAAAGGAGCCUCUGCCGAGAAGCCAAGCCCAAAACGAUGAAGAGACAGGAGAGGCGGCUUGACCAGCAGAAGCAAGACCAGAGCAUCACCUAG
Messenger RNA from Arabis nemorensis, 333 nucleotides. Lineage: Eukaryota; Viridiplantae; Streptophyta; Magnoliopsida; Brassicales; Brassicaceae. The record is from the annotation of a GenBank genome assembly.